Ahaetulla prasina is the source of this 6493-nucleotide messenger RNA. RefSeq names its product dedicator of cytokinesis 3 (gene DOCK3). Gene Ontology annotation, molecular function: small GTPase binding; guanyl-nucleotide exchange factor activity. Gene Ontology annotation, cellular component: plasma membrane; cytoplasm. The record is from RefSeq and is a predicted model, not a curated record. The transcript has 55 exons. The coding region runs from base 1 to 6252 and encodes 2083 amino acids. Gene Ontology annotation, biological process: small GTPase-mediated signal transduction. Lineage: Eukaryota; Metazoa; Chordata; Lepidosauria; Squamata; Colubridae.
AUGGUUAUAUGCAGCUUCCAAGGACAUGUGCAGCAAGGCUUAGUUCUAGAACUAGGAGAAACUGUUCAGAUCUUGGAAAAAUGUGAAGGUUGGUACAGAGGAAUUUCAAUAAAGAGACCUAACAUAAAGGGAAUCUUUCCUGUAAAUUACAUUCAUUUGAAAAAGGCACUUGUCAGUAACAGAGGGCAGUAUGAAACAGUUGUUCCACUUGAAGAUUCUGUUAUUACUGAAGUUACAGCAACUCUCCAGGAAUGGGCUAUCCUCUGGAAGCAGUUAUAUGUGAAACAUAAGAUAGAUCUGUUCUACAAGCUACGCCAUGUGAUGAAUGAACUGAUUGAUCUUCGCAGACAAUUACUUUCUGGUCAUUUGACCCAGGAUCAAGUUCGAGAAGUCAAGAGACAUCUCACUGUACGAUUGGACUGGGGAAAUGAGCAUUUGGGCUUGGAUCUUGUCCCACGGAAGGAGUUUGAGAUUGUUGAUUCUGAUCAGAUCAGUGUGUCUGAUCUAUACAAAAUGCAUUUAUCCAGUAGGCACAGUGUGCAACAAAGCAUAUCACAGGUGGAUACAAUAAGGCCACGUCAUGGAGAAGCAUGCCGUCUGCCAGUACCUCACCAUUUCUUUCUCAGUUUGAAGAGUUUCACAUACAAUACCAUUGGAGAGGAUGCAGAUGUGUUCUUUUUUUUAUAUGAUGUUCGAGAAGGGAAGCAGAUCAGUGAAAGAUUUCUGGUAAGGUUGAACAAGAAUGGGGGGGCCAAGAAUCCAGAGAAGAUUGAUCGGAUGUGUACACUUUUUACAGACCUUGGCAGCAAAGAUAUGAAGAAAGAUUUGUACAUAGUUGCCCAUGUAAUCCGAAUAGGACGUAUGUUGCUAAAUGACUCAAGAAAGGGUCCACCUCACCUCUAUUACCGUCGUCCAUACGGCUGUGCUGUAUUGAGUGUCUUAGAUGUAAUUCCAUCAAUUUCUGAACUCAAAGAAGAAAAGGAUUUUGUUCUCAAAGUUUACACGUGCAACAAUGAGAAUGAAUGGCAUCAGAUCCAUGAAAAUAUAAUUCGCAAAUCGAGCACCAAAUAUACAGCACCCAGUUCAAAUUAUGGACUUAUAAUUUCUCUUCAAAUUUUCCGUGGAGAAAUGGAACAAAUUCGAAGAGAAUAUCCUAUUAUCUUUAACAGAGGGGUGUCUAUUACAAGAAAAAUAGGGUUCCCAGACGUAAUCGUGCCUGGUGAUAUACGAAAUGAUUUGUACCUGACUUUAGAGAAAGGAGACUUUGAGAGAGGUGGAAAAAGUGUUCAAAAGAACAUAGAAGUAGCUAUGUACGUUCUCUAUGCAGACGGAGAAAUUCUAAAGGACUGUAUUAGCUUAGGCUCAGGAGAAUCAAAUAGAAGUAUGUAUCAUUCGUUUGUUCUCUAUCAUAAUAAUAGCCCUCGCUGGGGAGAGGUCAUCAAACUCCCAAUUCCCAUUGACAGAUUCCGUGGAUCUCACCUCCGUUUUGAAUUCAGACACUGUUCCACAAAAGAUAAAGGAGAAAAGAAGCUCUUUGGCUUUGCGUUUACACCAUUAAUGAGAGACGAUGGCACUACCCUAUCUGAUGAUAUUCAUGAGCUUUAUGUUUAUAAGUGUGAUGAAAACAGCACUUUCAAUAACCAUGCACUUUACUUGGGUCUUCCAUGCUGCAAAGAAGAUUAUAAUGGUUGUCCCAACAUCCCUUCAAGCUUGAUAUUUCAGCGCAGCACCAAAGAGUUUUUUUCAAUCUCCACUCAGCUAUCUUCUACCAAACUUACCCAGAAUGUGGACCUGCUUGCUCUUCUGAAAUGGAAAGCAUAUCCAGAUCGUGUAAUGGAUAUUUUAGGAAGGCUGCGCCAAGUCAGCGGUGAAGAAAUUGUUAAGUUCUUGCAGGACAUUCUGGAUACAUUGUUUGUGAUUCUGGAUGAUAAUACAGAAAAAUACGGACUUCUGGUCUUUCAAUCUUUGGUUUUUAUUAUAAAUCUCUUGCGUGAUAGCAAAUAUUUUCAUUUUCGACCUGUAAUGGACACUUAUAUUCAGAAGCACUUUGCAGGAGCUUUGGCAUAUAAAGAACUCAUCCGUUGUUUGAAAUGGUAUAUGGAUCGAUCAGCUGAACUAGUACGACAGGAUCAUAUUCAAGAAGCAAUGCGGGCGUUGGAAUAUCUUUUCAAGUUUAUUAUUCAGUCUCGGAUCCUUUACUCCAGAGCUACUUGUGGAAUGGAGGAGGAACAAUUUAGAAUCAGCAUCCAAGAACUUUUCCAGUCCAUCAGAUUUGUACUCAGCUUGGACAGCAGAAGCUCUGAGACUCUCAUCUUUACACAGGCUGCUCUAUUGAAUUCUUUCCCUGCCAUUUUUGACGAGCUAUUGCAGAUGUUCACAGUACAAGAAGUAGCAGAGUUUGUGAGAGGAACUCUUGGGAGCAUGCCCAGUACAGUGCAUAUUGGACAAUCUAUGGAUGUGGUUAAAUUGCAAUCUAUAGCUCGUACAGUGGACAGUCGCUUAUUUUCUUUCUCAGAAUCUCGGCGAAUCUUAUUACCUGUGGUCCUUCAUCAUAUUCAUCUUCAUCUGAGACAACAAAAAGAGUUGCUUAUCUGCUCUGGAAUUCUUAGCAGUAUCUUCUCUAUCAUCAAAACUAGCUCCGUGGAGACAGAUGUAAUUGAGGAGGUAGAAAUGAUGGUGGAGAGCCUCCUGGAUGUACUAUUACAAACUCUUCUGACUAUUAUGAGUAAAUCACAAUCUCAGGAGGCGGUAAGAGGGCAGCGUUGUCCACAAUGCACAGCUGAAAUCACUGGGGAAUAUGUAUCCUGUCUUUUGUCUCUACUUCGUCAGAUGUCAGACACUCAUUUUCAACAUCUUCUGGAAAAUUUCCAGAGUAAAGAUGAGCUAAAGGAAUUUCUUCUAAAGAUUUUCUGUGUGUUUCGAAAUCUGAUGAAGAUGAGUGUCUUUCCUCGAGAUUGGAUGGUGAUGAGAUUACUCACCAGCAACGUGAUAGUUACAACCGUACAGUAUCUGUCUGCAGCACUACAUAAGAAUUUCACGGAAACGGAUUUUGAUUUUAAGGCCUGGAACUCUUAUUUCAGCUUGUCAGUUUUAUUUAUCAACCAGCCCAGCCUCCAGAUAGAAACAUUUACUCCAGCUAAGCAGAAAAAGAUUCUGGAUAAAUAUGGUGAUAUGCGUGUGAUGAUGGCAUAUGAGCUUUUUAGCAUGUGGCAGAAUCUGGGGGAACAUAAAAUUCACUUUAUUCCUGGAAUGAUCGGUCCUUUUCUGGGUGUCACACUUGUGCCACAGCUAGAGGUUCGCAACAUUAUGAUCCCCAUUUUUCAUGACAUGAUGGACUGGGAACAGCGAAAAAAUGGCAACUUUAAACAGGUGGAGGCAGAAUUGAUUGAUAAGCUAGACAGUUUGGUAUCAGAGGGGAAAGGAGAUGAAAAUUACAGGGAACUCUUCAGUCUGCUAACCCAGCUGUUUGGGCCUUAUCCCAGCCUGCUAGAAAAGAUAGAACAAGAAACUUGGAGGGAGACAGGGGUUUCGUUUGUUACAUCAGUUACUCGUUUGAUGGAGCGCCUCCUUGACUACAGAGAUUGUAUGAAAGGAGAUGAAACAGAGAACAAGAAAAUUGGUUGCACUGUUAACUUGAUGAAUUUUUAUAAAUCUGAAAUCAAUAAGGAAGAAAUGUAUAUCCGCUAUAUACACAAGUUAUGUGACAUGCAUCUGCAGGCUGAAAAUUACACAGAAGCUGCUUUUACAUUACUUUUAUAUUGCGAGCUACUACAAUGGGAGGAUAGGCCUCUUCGGGAAUUCCUCCACUAUCCAUCUCAGACAGAGUGGCAACGUAAAGAAAAUCUUUGUCGGAAGAUUAUUCAUUAUUUUAAUAAAGGCAAGAGCUGGGAAUUUGGAAUCCCAUUAUGCAGAGACCUGGCUACUCAGUAUGAAACAUUAUAUGAUUAUCAAAGUCUCAGCUGGAUUCGAAAAAUGGAAGCUAACUAUUAUGACAAUAUAAUGGAACAACAACGGUUGGAACCUGAAUUUUUCAGAGUUGGCUUUUAUGGAAGAAAAUUUCCUUUCUUCCUUCGUAAUAAAGAGUAUGUUUGUCGAGGCCAUGACUACGAGAGAUUAGAGACCUUCCAACAAAGAAUGCUUAGUGAAUUUCCACAAGCCAUUGCAAUGCAACAUCCAAAUCACCCAGAUGAUAGCAUAUUGCAGUGUGAUGCCCAGUAUUUGCAAAUCUAUGCAGUGACUCCAAUUCCAGACAAUAUUGAUGUACUACAUAUGGAUCGUGUCCCUGAUCGCAUAAAGAGCUUUUAUCGUGUUAACAACAUCAAGAAAUUCCGCUAUGACAGGCCUUUUCACAAGGGCCCCAAAGACAAGGAAAAUGAAUUUAAGAGCUUGUGGAUUGAACGUACCACUCUAACCCUAACUCACAGUUUACCUGGAAUCUCUCGGUGGUUUGAAGUGGAAAGACGAGAACUGAUUGAAGUAAGCCCAUUAGAAAAUGCUAUUCAAGUAGUGGAGAACAAAAAUCAGGAGCUAAGGACACUAAUAAGCCAGUACCAACACAAACAGAUGCAUGGGAACAUCAAUCUACUCAGUAUGUGCCUGAAUGGAGUUAUUGAUGCUGCUGUGAAUGGUGGCAUAGCACGAUAUCAGGAGGCCUUUUUUGAUAGGGAUUAUAUCUCCUCUCAUCCUGGAGAUGCAGAAAAAAUCACACAGUUGAAAGAACUGAUGCAUGAACAGGUACAUAUCCUAGGAAUAGGUCUGGCAGUACAUGAGAAGUUUGUACAUCCUGAAAUGCGUCCACUCCAUAAGAAAUUAAUUGACCAAUUUCAAAUGAUGCGAUCUAGUUUGUACCAUGAAUUACCCACUCUGGAAAAAUUGAGUCCAGCCUGCUCAGGAACAAGCACACCUCGCAGCAAUAUGCUUGUAUCACACAGUCCAAUGAGUCCAGAGAACAUCAAAGUAAUGCAUCGCCACAGCCCAUUGAAUAUGCUGGGUACAGUCCGACACUCAUCAUCUUCCCUUUCUUCCCAUACAUCAAGUGAAACAGGAAAUAUGGUUAUGUUAACAGACAGUUCUGUUGGAGAAAAUGCAGAGGAUGUGUACCAUAUGCAGGCCAGUCCUUCCACUUCAAGCCUUAGCUCUACCCAUUCUGCGCCAUCUCAAAUGAUCAACUCUGCACCUGCUAGUGCAAGAGUGCUGAAGGGUGCUGAAUUGACAACUCUGGAGGCUGAAGCCCUCUAUUUAUCCACAGAACAGAUACAGCCUGGGCGGCAGCAGUGCAAGCUUUCCCACACUGCCCCCACCAAUGUGCCUCAUCUCUGUCCUGGAGGGACCACCUCUAGAGGCUCUCCCUCUCUACCAGAUAAAUACCGUCAUCAUCGAGAAUUAAUGAUGCUACUACCAGCACACCGAGAUCGGCCUAGCAGUGCUAUGUAUCCUGCAGCUAUCAUGGAAAAUGGACAGCAUCCAAAUUUCCAGAGAGCCCUAUUCCAGCAGGUAAUUGGACCAUGCAAACCCUGCAGUGAUCCUAAUCUAUCUGUUGCUGAAAAAGCUGUUUCAGCAGCACCGAGCAGCUGGAGUCUGGACAGCGGAACCAGAGAGGCCCUGCCAUUCCUGUCUGCUCAUGUUGGGAGCAUCCUGGUCCCACCAGUGCCUCCCCGAAGCCUGACCCAUGGCCACUAUUUACUACACUUUGAUGCCUUCCACCAUCAUCUUAAUGAUGUUCCCCCAGCGCUGCCUGCACGAACAUUGCGCAAGUCUCCUCUUCACCCGAUACCUGCAUCUCCCACAAGUCCCCAGUCUGGCCUGGAUGGAAGCAAUUCCACUCUUUCUGGUAGCGCUAGCAGUGGCGUUUCCUCACUAAGUGAAAGUAAUUUUGGCCAUUCAUCUGAGCCCCCUCCUCGAACAGACACCAUGGAUUCUGUCCCGAGCCAGACGUGGAACACUGAUGAAGACUUAGAGACGCCCUAUCUCCCUGUCAGGUACAGUCUCUCAGAACCUGAUGUUUUAGAAACUCUCAAAACCCAGCCAUGCCGAAGCCACUCUGCUCCAUCUGGAGUAAUUCCUCAGGACACUAUGGACCCUCCAGCUCUACCCCCUAAACCAUAUCAUUCCCGUCACCCAAACGAAGAGGGAAUGAUUCUGGAAGAGGACGAAAAAUAUCGAGCACUGCAUCGCAAAAUUGCCCAGCCGGCUACUGGUGCAAAAGAGGAGCAAGCAAGGGUGGCAUGGGAGCAUGGCAUCAGCGAGCAGUAGGCAAAAUUGUCAAGAGUAUAGUUUGUAUGAUCAUUCCAGGUUUUAGAACCAGAACAGUAUGUGAAAAAGCAGAGAAGUUGAUUAUUUUUCUUCUGCUCUGUGAGAUUGACUGGAAUCAGAGACUGAGCCAGCAUGUAAAAAACUGCUGCUUUCCUUUUUAUUUAAUUUUAUACUUUUCAGGUUUUUAGUGGUUUGGGAUUUGUUCUUUUUCCCCACACUGGAUGCUACAUUCCUUCUACAA